AUGGGAAACCAAAAUAGUACUCAACAGCAUCAAAUAGAGAUUGAGAACUUAUGGUCCUUCCAACGCCGCGGGAUGGAACAGGCUAGCGACUUCAAAAGCGGCCUGUUCUCCCUCGCUCGCGUUAGGAAGAUGAUGAAGGUCGAAGAAGACGUUGACCGGAUCUCGGCCGAGGUGCCGGUUGUCUUGGCCAAGGCAUGUGAUCUCUUCAUCCGUAAUAUCACCCUUCAAUCAUGGCACCAAGCUCAGAAAAAUAAGCGUUCUACCAUCCAAGGCCAAGACAUCAACUCCACCAUGGAUUCCUUUAGGGAUGCUUGCCAUAACAUUGAAUAUUUUAAGAGAUUAAUGAGCGCAGCUUAG
Messenger RNA from Arachis ipaensis, 357 nucleotides. NCBI's taxonomy places the organism in Eukaryota, Viridiplantae, Streptophyta, Magnoliopsida, Fabales, Fabaceae. The record is from RefSeq and is a predicted model, not a curated record.